AUGAAUCGGCGAAGGAAACAUGGAGACGGCCUUGGCCCGAAGGACUCGCCGCGCAAAACGGCGGCGGCUGAGGACUCCAGUUUGGUGGUCGAGCCUGGGAGGAGGCGGCUGAGGUCGACCCGCGGCUCUGGGCUACACGGAGCUGGAGAAGGACCUCUCCUGCCAGUGCGGCAGCGAGAGCAGCCUCCAGUAGCUGCUUCCUGCAGUAAAAGUAACCCUGAGGAAAAGUAUGGAACACCAAAGAGAGUGCUGAAAAUGGAUUCAUUAUCAUCUACCUUCAGUUCUCCUAAUGAUCCAGAUGGAUUGAAUGAUAUCUUUUGGGACCAAAAUUCUCCAAUGACAAAGCAGUUAGGUAAAGGAAGAAAAAAACAGAUUUAUACCACAGAUAGUGAUGAGAUUUCACAUAUUGUGAGUCGAAUUGCUCCUCAGGAUGAAAAACCAACAACAAACUCCAUGCUGGGCAUGUGGAUUGGUGAAACUGCUAUUCCUUGUACUCCCUGUGUAGCCAAAGGGAAAUUAAGAGCAAAAAUCAGCUGCACUAAGUUAAAAACACAAAAUCAAGAAGAAGAACUUAUGAAGUUGGCAAAGCAAUUUGAUAAAAAUAUGGAAGAACUGGAUGUGAUUCAAGAGCAAAAUGAUAGGAAUCAUGAUAUUACCCAGAUGAUUUCAGAAACAGACCCUUUAAAUGAUUAUGAAGAUAAUGUACAGAUACAGUCACUAUGUCAUACAAUCAAAAUGGAGUCAGCUAUGAUAAAGAAGCCAAUGACUGAAAACACCAAGAUAGCUAUGGCAAAUGAUCACAAUAGCAGUCACAAAUCAUUUGACCAAAAUGUUGAAGCAGCGUAUAAUGCCAUUUUUGAUGGCUCCACUCAGAAAUGUAGUGGACAGAUAAGUCAAGAUCUGUCAGAUGCUUAUUUGAACACCAGUAACACUACCUUUGGAAAAAAAAUUACUUCGAAAGAGGAGAAAAUCAUUACUAAUGAAACUCCGGUCACUGUAAAACUGCAAAAUAAAACCCCAGAGUCACUUUUUUCUCAAGUAGAUGUUCCCAUAAUGUCAAAAUCAUAUGUCACUUCCUGUACUAAGGAGCCAGAAAUUUUUAACAAGCAUAUUGAUCCAUUUGUUACCAGUGAUUUUGAGGAGGAUUGGGAAAAACUACUCAGAAAUGAGCCUUUUAUGAUGCAAAGUGUGGAAAUGCCUGAACUGCUCCCUGUGCCUAAAAUAACUCAUGGUGGUGCUCACAAGGGUGUUUAUACUUUUAGCAGUAAAAAUGGUAAAAGUAAGCCAAGAACAAAUACAAGUCUAGAUGCCAGGCCAAGUGAUUCAAAAAUUGUACAAGAUCUUUCUUCAAAGACAUAUUACAGUGAACUAAUGGAUGUGGAAAAACAUAAAUUUUUGCCAGCUCCAAAUGACAAACCAAACCAGUUACUCACUGGAAAUAAAAUGAAAUGUGAGAAACCUUUAAAUAGAAGAAGUAUUCAAGAUAAAAUUCAAGAUUGUGCACUUACAUCUAAUGUAACAAAAAUGAAGGAAGAUAUUCAUACUAAAUUUAUUCCUACUGUAAGUGCUUCUGAAACAAAAUUUGCUUUGACCACAGGAUAUUUUAGUGAACAAAAAUACAAGCCUGUUAGGACACCUGCUAAUAAAAAAGAUCUUUUUGGCUCUACAACUCCAGCCAAUGAAAGCAAAUCUAGUAAGCCAAAUCAGACUCAUGCACCAAAUAUAGGUCCAUUCCUGGAUGACUGGAAUGAUCCAUCAUUUGCCAAUGAAAUUAUUCAAGCAUGUCAUCAAUUAGAGAAUACCUGGGAAACAGAUGAUGUAGAUGAUGAUUUGUUAUACCAAGCAUGUGAUGAUAUUGAAAGACUAACUCAGCAACAAGACAUUAGAAAUGAAAGUGUGACAUCAGAAAAUACAGUUGAGAUUAAUAAUAGUUCCAAAUAUGGAGGUAAAAACAUGUUUACUACAUCUAAGCAAGGACAUCAAUUGGUGCAAUCAAAGCAUUUGAAUCUGGGUAGCAUUACAGUGCAAACAUCUUCAUUGACAAAUAGCUUACCAAUAGAUAAAUCAAUGAAGAGGGAGAAAGGAGAAUCGUGUAGAAAUUCUCCAGGUAUUUUAGUUGCCACGACAAAUUUGACUAUGUAUUCUAAGAACUCAAAUGAUAAAGUCAAUAAUCUACACGUCUCUUGGAAUAACACUAAUGUUCCAAUACAAGUGAAUAGUUCCAACUUGACUCUUGCAGGAGGUUCAGGUGUGAAUGUGAGUUCACGUCAUAUGAGUACAGAAACUCCUGCUACUAACAAGAGCUUGAGCACUCAGCAUCUAUCUCAUAGGACAAUAACAGAUGGAACUAAGACUGAUCAUAAGAAAACAAUUACAUUUCCAAAGUAUAAAUUCACCAAGAUGAAGAAUUCACAGACUCGUUCUCAGUUUCAAAAUUGUACAACAGUAAGUAUAUCUGAUACUGAAAUUACACAGAGUUUAGAGGAAAAUAAAACUACAUCUGUCAACCCAUUACAUGAGGAGGUUGUACAACAGCAGUCAUGGACUAAACUUUGUGAAUCUCUGAAACAACCUUCAAAAGAAGAAGAAGAGAAAAAUAGAAAAUAUUCUCCUGAAGAAAUUCAGAGAAAGAGACAAGAUGCGUUGGUUCGAAGAAUGGCCAAAGCACGAGCAUCCUCCUUAAAUACAGCUCCCACUUAA
Orycteropus afer afer is the source of this 2700-nucleotide messenger RNA. It is a transcript of the gene ETAA1, whose product is annotated as ETAA1 activator of ATR kinase. The record is from RefSeq and is a predicted model, not a curated record. The coding region runs from base 1 to 2700 and encodes 899 amino acids. Lineage: Eukaryota; Metazoa; Chordata; Mammalia; Tubulidentata; Orycteropodidae. The transcript has 6 exons.